Molecule: messenger RNA, 1128 nt
Organism: Psammomys obesus (fat sand rat)
Lineage: Eukaryota; Metazoa; Chordata; Mammalia; Rodentia; Muridae
Gene: Serpinb5
Product: serpin family B member 5
Exons: 6
Coding region: 1-1128 (375 amino acids)
Biological process (GO): negative regulation of endopeptidase activity
Molecular function (GO): serine-type endopeptidase inhibitor activity
Source: RefSeq, a predicted model, not a curated record
AUGGACGCUCUAAGGUUGGCAAAUUCAGCUUUUGCUGUUGACUUCUUCAAACAACUAGCUGAAAAAGAGCCAGCAGGAAAUGUUCUCUUUUCUCCAAUAUGCCUCUCCACUUCUCUCUCGCUUGCUCAAGUAGGUGCCAAAGGCGACACAGCAAAUGAAAUUGCACAGGUCCUUCAUUUUGAGAAUGUCAAAGAUGUACCCUUUGGAUUCCAAACAGUCACUUCUGAUGUUAACAAGCUCAGUUCCUUUUACUCUUUGAAACUAAUCAAGCGACUCUACGUGGACAAAUCUCUGAACCCUUCUACAGAAUUUAUCAGUUCUAUAAAAAGACCAUAUGCAAAUGAAUUGGAAACUGUUGACUUCAAAGAUAAACUGGAAGAAACGAAAGGUCAAAUUAACAGCUCCAUUAAGGAGCUCACAGAUGGCCGCUUUGAGAACAUUUUAUCAGAGAACAAUAUAAGUGACCAGACGAAAAUCCUUGUUGUCAAUGCCGCCUACUUUGUUGGAAAGUGGAUGAAGAAAUUUCCUGAGUCAGAAACAAAAGAAUGUCCGUUCAGAGUCAACAAGACAGAUACCAGACCAGUACAAAUGAUGAAUCUCGAGGCUACAUUCUGUUUGGGCAACAUUGAUGACAUCAACUCUAAGAUCAUAGAGCUUCCUUUCCAGAACAAGCACCUCAGCAUGCUCAUCGUGCUCCCCAAGGAUGUGGAGGAUGAGUCCACGGGCCUGGAGAAGAUUGAAAAGCAACUCAAUCCUGACACCCUGUUGCAGUGGACCAAUCCCAGCACCAUGGCCAAUGCCAAAGUCAAGCUCUCGCUCCCGAAGUUCAAGGUGGAAAAGACCAUUGAUCCCAAGGCUAGUCUCGAAAGCCUUGGGCUAAAAAAUCUCUUCGAUGAAAACACAUCUGAUUUCUCUGGAAUGUCAGAGACCAAGGGAGUGUCCCUAUCAAAUGUGAUUCAUAGAGUGUGCCUAGAAAUAACUGAAGACGGUGGAGAGUCCAUCGAGGUGCCAGGAUCCCGAAUCUUACAGCACAAGGAUGAAUUCAAUGCUGACCACCCAUUUAUUUAUCUCAUUAGACACAACAAAACACGAAACAUCAUUUUCUUUGGCAAAUUCUGUUCUCCUUAA